Molecule: messenger RNA, 2266 nt
Organism: Lepus europaeus (European hare)
Lineage: Eukaryota; Metazoa; Chordata; Mammalia; Lagomorpha; Leporidae
Gene: MST1
Product: macrophage stimulating 1
Exons: 18
Coding region: 16-2193 (725 amino acids)
Biological process (GO): regulation of receptor signaling pathway via JAK-STAT; proteolysis
Molecular function (GO): receptor tyrosine kinase binding; serine-type endopeptidase activity
Source: RefSeq, a predicted model, not a curated record
UUCACAACUUCCCGGAUGGGGCUGUGGUGGGUCACAGUGCAGCCUCCGGCAGGCAGGAUGAGGUGGCUCCCACUGUUGCUGCUUCUGACGUGGUGCUCAGGGGCCCCUGGGCAGCGGUCACCACUGAACGACUUCCAAGUGCUCCGGGGCACAGAACUGCAGCACCUUCUCCAUGCAGUGGUGCCUGGGCCUUGGCAGGAAGAUGUGGCAAAUGCUGAGGAGUGUGCCGGGCGCUGCCAGCCCCUAUUGGACUGCCGGGCCUUCCACUACAAUGUGAGCAGCCAUGGUUGCCAACUUCUCCCAUGGACCCAGAACUCGCCCUACACAUGGUUGCAGCAGUCUGGGCGCUGUGAUCUCUUCCAGAAGAAAGACUAUGUACGGACCUGCAUCAUGGACAAUGGGGUUGGGUACCGGGGCACCGUGGCCACAACUGCAAGUGGCUUGCCAUGCCAGGCCUGGAGCCACAGGUUUCCCAAUGACCACAAGUACACGCCCACACUCCGGAACGGCCUGGAAGAGAACUUCUGCCGGAACCCGGACGGGGACCCUGGGGGCCCCUGGUGCUACACGACAGACCCUGCUGUGCGCUUCCAGACCUGCGGUAUCAAGUCCUGCCGGGAGGCCGCUUGUGUUUGGUGCAAUGGCGAGAAUUACCGAGGCGCGGUGGACCGCACGGAGUCGGGACGCGAGUGCCAGCGCUGGGACCUGCAGCACCCGCACGCGCACCCCUUCGAGCCUGGGAAGUUCCUCGACCAAGGCCUGGACGACAACUACUGCCGGAAUCCUGACGGCUCUGAAAGACCCUGGUGCUACACCACCGACCCGAAGCUGGAGCGGGAGUUCUGCGACCUCCCUCGCUGCGGUUCUGAGGCACAGCCGCGACCCCAAGCUACGACUCUCAACUGCUUCCGCGGGAGGGGUGAGGACUACAGGGGCACCGUCAAUGCCACUGCCGCAGGCGUGCCCUGCCAGCGCUGGGACGCUCAGAGUCCGCACCAGCACCGUUUCGAGCCUGCGAAAUACGCAUGCAAGGACCUUCGCGAGAACUUCUGCCGGAACCCCGAUGGCUCGGAGGCACCCUGGUGCUUCACCACCCGGCCUGGAAUGCGUGUGGCCUUCUGCUACCAGAUCCAGCGCUGCACUGACGACAUGCGGCCAGAGGGCUGCUACCACGGCGCAGGGGAGCACUACCGCGGCCGGGUCAGCAAGACUCGCAAGGGCAUCCCCUGCCAGCACUGGUCGGCAGAGACGCCACACAAGCCGCAGUUCACGCCCACCUCAGCCCCACAAGCUCAACUAGAGGAAAACUUCUGCCGGAAUCCGGACGGAGAUAGCCACGGGCCCUGGUGCUACACUACCGACCCAGGGACCCCAUUUGACUACUGUGCCCUGCAACGCUGCGAUGAUGAUCAGCCACCGUCCAUUCUGGACCCUCCAGACCAGGUGCUGUUUGAGAAGUGUGGCAAGAGGGUGGAUCGGCUGGACCAACGGCGCUCCAAGCUGCGAGUGGUGGGGGGCCAGCCAGGGAACUCACCCUGGACCGUCAGCUUGCGGAACCGGCAGGGCCAGCAUUUCUGUGGGGGGUCCCUGGUGAAGGAACAGUGGGUACUGACUGCCCGGCAAUGCUUCUCCUCCUGCCAUGUGCCUCUGGUGGGCUAUGAGGUAUGGCUGGGCACCCUGUUCCAGAACCCCCAGCCUGGGGAGCCAGGCCUCCAGCGGGUCCCAGUAGCCAAGAUGGUGUGUGGGCCCUCGGGCUCCCAGCUGGUCCUGCUCAAGCUGGAGAGACCGGUGACCCUGAACCAACGUGUGGCCCUCAUCUGCCUGCCCCCGGAGCAGUACGUGGUGCCUCCGGGCACCAAGUGUGAGAUCGCAGGCUGGGGCGGCACCCAAGGGACAGGGGAUGACACGGUGCUGAACGUGGCCUCGCUGAACGUCAUCUCCAACCAGGAGUGUAACGUCAAGCACCGCGGACGCGUGCGAGAGAGUGAGAUGUGCACUGAGGGCCUGCUGGCCCCCGUGGGAGCCUGUGAGGGUGACUACGGGGGCCCACUUGCCUGCUUUACCCACGACUGCUGGGUCCUGGAGGGACUUAUAAUCCCCAACCGAGUGUGUGCACGGCCCCUCUGGCCAGCCGUCUUCACGCGUGUCUCUGUGUUUGUGGACUGGAUUCACAAGGUCAUGAGGCUGGACUAGCCUGGCUCCGACCCCAUGUGCCCUGGGGAGGACAUAACUUCCUGUCACACAUAAAGCCACCUUUCCUCUUCAA